AUGAGUGCUCCACGAAAGAACUGGAGAGAUGCUCUACAAAGUUUCUCGUACACUCUAUUCCAUAGGUUCCUCCACUCUUAUACACAUCCUGAAUCGCACUACCACACCUUCCAAAGAGACCUACAACCCUUACUAGCCGCCAUUCAGACCGCGGCCCCUUACUCUUUGGAGGAGGGAACACUAGCACUGCAAAUAGGAGAGAUGACAGGGACUCUAGCCGAAGGGUUUGACGACUGGGCGCAACAUUAUGCUUGGAUUCUGGGCACUGAUCCUGCGGUGAUAUUGGGAGACUUUGGUAUGCGGGAAGAAGGGAAAAGGGAGAGCGACGUGCAGAGGAUGAGAGAGCGAGCGGAGUUGUGUGAACGAGUACGCGUCGUCAUCGUUGAGGUUCAAGGGGUGCUUAAUGCCCUGGCGGAGUGUAGUUCUAGUGGAGAGCAAGGCUUUGAGUGA
This is a messenger RNA of Trematosphaeria pertusa, 450 nucleotides long. RefSeq lists its product as uncharacterized. Bases 1 to 450 code for a protein of 149 amino acids. The record is from RefSeq and is a predicted model, not a curated record. The transcript has a single exon. NCBI's taxonomy places the organism in Eukaryota, Fungi, Ascomycota, Dothideomycetes, Pleosporales, Trematosphaeriaceae.